AUCAUAUCAAAUCAAAUAAAACAACUUGGGAAAAUGAAAACGUCAAUCAUUGCAGUGUUUUCUUUGUUUUCAGCUCUUCUUGUUUCUGUCUCAUGGGCUACUUCAAAUUAUACAUCCCACCAGGCUUUCGUUCAGUGCCUGGAAACUCAUGAUUCCGAUCCCUCUAGUCCAAUCUCUGCGGUUCUCUACACCCGAGACAAUUCUUCAUAUUCUUCUGUUCUGCAGAAUUACAUAAGAAACCUGAGGUUUAAUGAGUCCACAACCCCGAAACCACGACUUAUUGUCACUGCAUUGCAUGUUUCUCACAUUCAAGCCGCCAUUGUUUGUGCGAAAGCGCACGGUCUGCAAAUGAAAAUACGGAGCGGAGGGCAUGACUAUGAAGGAAUCUCAUACUGGUCUGAUGAUCCCAAUUUCUUCAUCCUGGAUUUGUUCAACUUGCGAUCAAUCAAUGUUAGUAUAGAAGAUGAGUCGGCGUGGGUUCAAGUUGGCGCAACUCUUGGUGAAGUCUAUUACAGAAUUGCUGAAAAGAGCAGUACUCAUGGCUUCCCCGCUGGGGUUUGCCCAACAGUUGGCGUGGGUGGCCACUUCAGCGGUGGAGGCUACGGCAACAUGAUGCGAAAAUAUGGCCUUUCUGUUGAUAACAUCAUUGACGCGCAGAUAAUCGACGUUGACGGGCGGCUUCUCGAUAGAAAAUCCAUGGGAGAGGAUCUCUUCUGGGCUAUUACCGGCGGUGGAGGAUCCAGCUUUGGAGUCGUUCUUUCAUACAAAAUCAAACUGGUUCGCGUCCCACCUACAGUAACAGUUUUCAGAGUUCGGAGAACAUAUGACGAGAAUUUCACCAAUCUUGUUCACCGUUACCAACAAGUUGCAGCUGACAAGCUGCCCGAAGAACUAUUCAUCAGGCUCACGUUGGACGUCGUGAAUGGUACCAACCGGGGUACGUUUCUCGCCCUGUUUCUAGGAAAGUCGCAAGAACUUCUGUCGGUGAUGAACGAGAGCUUGCCUGAACUGGGAUUAGAUCAAACAGAUUGUGUGGAAAUGAGCUGGGUAGAAUCAGUGCUUUACUGGACCAAUUUCCCAACAGGAACCCCAGCUGAUGCUCUUCUGAGUAGGGUCCCUCAGGUUCUCAAUUAUUUGAAGAGGAAAUCUGAUUACCUCAAGAAACCCGUCCCCAAACAAGGGUUAGAGCUCCUAUUCCGGAAAAUGGUGGAAUUACAAACUCCAAUGCUGACAUUUAACCCGUACGGAGGUAGAAUGGCUGAGAUUUCACCGUCAGCGAAACCGUUUCCGCAUAGAGCUGGAAACAUUGCCAAGCUUCAAUAUGCUACAAAUUGGAAUGAAGAAGGGGAGGAAGCUGCAAACCGCUACUUAAAUUUGACGAGAAAGCUAUAUGACUACAUGACUCCAUAUGUUUCCAUGGCCCCCAGAGAAGCCUUUCUCAACUACAGAGAUCUUGACAUAGGAAUUAACCACAACGGGCGGAAUAGUUACUUGGAAGGAGCGGUUUAUGGGGUGAAGUAUUACAAGGAUAAUUUCAACAGGCUGGUGAAGAUUAAGACUAAGGUUGAUCCCGACAACUUCUUCAGAAAUGAACAAAGCAUUCCGGUCUUCCCAUGGAGGAAGUAAGAAUUCUUGCAUGCCAGCUAGCUAGUCAGGUCCUAUGUUGGAUUAAUUAGUUUUUAAUUAUUUCAGCUGUUCUUGUACCAAAAUAUAUACUUCAAUUAAAUUUGUAUUUAAUUUCAAUAAAAAAAUAUUACCUGGUUA
Sesamum indicum (sesame) is the source of this 1764-nucleotide messenger RNA. RefSeq names its product berberine bridge enzyme-like 8. NCBI's taxonomy places the organism in Eukaryota, Viridiplantae, Streptophyta, Magnoliopsida, Lamiales, Pedaliaceae. The record is from RefSeq and is a predicted model, not a curated record. Gene Ontology annotation, molecular function: FAD binding; oxidoreductase activity.